Molecule: messenger RNA, 1129 nt
Organism: Ahaetulla prasina
Lineage: Eukaryota; Metazoa; Chordata; Lepidosauria; Squamata; Colubridae
Gene: TMEM147
Product: transmembrane protein 147
Exons: 8
Coding region: 261-938 (225 amino acids)
Source: RefSeq, a predicted model, not a curated record
GCAUGCACCUUCCCUCCCACCCACGACCAAACCUCUAGGCAUUAUGGGGAUUGUAUUGUAUCCCGUCCCUUGGGCUCUAUGGAAAAAGAAGCGGGCGGCCGCGGGAAAGAACUACAAUAACCGCCGGGAAACGGGCGCCGACGGAGGAGGGCGGCGCCGCCGGCGCAGGCGCAGAUGCCUUUGUGGAGGUGGACGUGAACAUCACCGCAGUACCAGGUGGCAAAAGCCAACCUGCCUGGUGUGUCCACCUGUGUGCCAAGAUGACUCUCUUCCACUUUGGGAAUUGUUUUGCCCUGGCCUAUUUCCCCUAUUUUAUCACCUAUAAAUGCAGCGGCCUGUCAGAAUAUAAUGCCUUUUGGCGAUGUGUGCAAGCAGGAGCCACCUACCUCUUUGUCCAGCUAUGCAAGAUGCUGUUUUUAGCUACCUUCUUUCCAACCUGGGAGGGUGGUGCAGGAGCUUAUGAUUUCGUUGGAGAGUUCAUGAAAGCUACCGUAGAUCUGGCUGACUUGGUGGGUCUGCACCUGGUGAUGUCCCGGAACGCAGGAAAAGGAGAAUACAAGAUUAUGGUUGCUGCACUGGGCUGGGCCACGGCGGAGCUCAUUAUGUCUCGAUGCAUCCCACUGUGGGUGGGAGCUCGUGGCAUUGAGUUUGAUUGGAAAUACAUUCAGAUGAGUAUUGAUUCCAACAUCAGCCUGGUUCAUUACAUUGCCACUGCUGCCCUGGUGUGGAUGUUCACCCGCUACGAUUUACCCAAACAUUACCGACUGCCCCUUACUUUCCUCCUGGGUGUCAGUAUCUACAAAGCCUUCUUUAUGGAAUCGUUUGUGCACGUCUUUCUCCUGGGUAGCUGGACUGCACUUCUGGUUAAAGCGGUGAUCACUGGCCUCCUUUCCUUCAGCUCCUUGGCUCUCUUUGUCACCCUGGUACACAGUAACUGAAGCUCCACCAAUUGUUGCUACAACUAGAGAGACCCUUUCUGUGUACAUCCCAAGAUCUCUCCGCUGUGGAUUCUGUUCGCAAAGGCACACAGGCCUUUGCACUGCCUUCCUGCAGUGAGAUUGUUUCCAGUCAUGGUCACUGUGGCAUUCCAAGAAUGAUGCUAAUUUAAAAAAGUAUUAUUUAUACUUUG